Messenger RNA from Vidua macroura (Pin-tailed whydah), 3871 nucleotides. RefSeq names its product ubiquitin-associated protein 2-like. Gene Ontology annotation, molecular function: protein binding. Gene Ontology annotation, cellular component: cytoplasm; nucleus. The transcript has 30 exons. Bases 370 to 3810 code for a protein of 1146 amino acids. The record is from RefSeq and is a predicted model, not a curated record. Lineage: Eukaryota; Metazoa; Chordata; Aves; Passeriformes; Viduidae.
GGCCGCUCUCCCCCUCAGCCGCUCCCGAGGCCCCGCGGGCCCGGCCCCGCUUUGUCCGCCCGGCGGUCCCUCGGUGCGCGGGUCGGUCGGUGUCCGCCCGGGCCGCCCAGCCCCGGCCCGCCCGUCGACGGGUUGCGGGAGCACGCGGCUUUGCCCUACUUUCCGUGGCGGCAGCCCCGGGGAAGCUUCGCCCUGGCCUAGAUCGCUGUCGUCCCCCCCCCCCCCCCCGCUCCCCUCUCCGCCCCCCUCCUCUCCCGCUCAGCAGGGCCGCGGGUGCGGGCAGCGCCCACCUGGCUGGGGAGGGGGUGCUCGCUUGGCUCCGGGACAGAUUUUGUAUUUUGUACAUACAUUGUUUUGUAUAUACUGUAUAUGAUGACUUCGGUGGGCAGUGAACGUACCCGGGGCACUCGGGACAAAAUGCAAAUUUCAGCCACACAGCCAACGCAACCACAGAAACAAGUAGUGCAGGCAACAGCAGAACAGAUUCGCCUUGCUCAGAUGAUCUAUGAUAAGAAUGAUGCAGAUUUUGAAGAUAAAGUGAAACAACUUAUGGAAGUGACGGGGAAAAACCAAGAUGAAUGCAUAGUGGCACUACAUGAUUGUAAUGGGGAUGUGAACAGAGCAAUCAACAUACUGCUGGAAGGAAGUUCAGACACGACUUCUUGGGAGACCGUAGGGGGAAAGAAGAAAAGCCUUGGAAAGGAAGGUUCAGAAAACAAAGAGAACAGAGAGAAACGAGGGGACAGAGAAGUGAGUCGCGGACGGGGAAGUUCCAACAGACGAGGAAGAGGAGGCAGCCGUGGACGAGAGUUUAGAGCUGAAGAGAAUGGAGUGGACAACAGUCAAGGAGACAGGCCUUCAGACCGUGGGAAACGUGGUCGUGGGAGAGGGUUUGGACGUGGCAGAGGGAGAGGAGCGGGGAGGUUUUCAGCCCAAGGCAUGGGGACAUUUAAUCCUGCAGACUAUACGGAGUCUUCUGCCACUGAUGGCUUUGGGACAAAGUCAGAGAUCUGGGAGUCUGGUCAGAAUGAUGCAGAUGAUGGAACUGAGCCCACAAAGAGUGGAUGUUACCUUGCUCAGGACCUGCCAAAUAAUUUUGGAUUCCAAGGAGCAUGGAAGAACUCAAUAGAAGAAUGGACAGCUGAAGACUGGAAUGAAGAUCUUUCUGAAACAAAAGUCUUCACUGCAUCUUCUGUUCCAGCUGAAAAUCAUGUGACUGCUGGGCAAAGCAUUGAUUUGGUGACACUGCUUCAAAAGCCAGUGACAUCUACCCAAGAGACAGAAGGCAACUCAUUUGAGUCUUCCCAGCAGCAGACCUUUGGCCAAGCCUUAGUAUUCACAAAUUCUCAGCACAGCACUCAGAUGGCAUCAGGAACAGGCAGCUCCAGUGCUGUAAACUCUUAUUCUUCUCAAAGUCUGUCGGCAGUUCUUUGUUCUGGCUUUGGAGAGCUCAGAUCUUCUAAAUUGGCAAACUCUACUGGUUCCCAAAUCUUGGACCAAUUGAAAUCACCGGGAUUGGGUCAGUUUACCUCUCAACAAACCAAUAGCAGUUCUGCCACCACUAGCACAGUUGCUGCGUCAUCCUGGGAUCUAAAACCACCUAGUACUCAGUCCUCAGUCCUCAAUCAGUUUGACUUUAAAUCCCAGCCUGAGCCAUCUCCAGUUCUGAGCCAGCUGACGCAGCGACAGCAACAAAUGCAGGUGGUUCCUGUUCCACCUCCUGGGCUGGAGUCGUCCUCCUCCCAGGUAAAACUCCAAGAGCCAUCAUCAGUAGACACCUCUACAGCUGUUAGCAAAAUAUUACAGCUCCCUUCUAUCUCUAUGGAUAACCAGGCAGUGACUGUUCAUCAAACCCAGCAGAAACAGAUAAAACCACCAAAAAGGAGGAUAACUCCAGCAUCCAAGAUUCCUGCCUCUGCUGUGGAGAUGCCUGGAUCAGCAGACAUAACAGGGUUAAAUGUUCAGUUUGGAGCUCUUGAGUUUGGAUCAGAGCCUACACUCCCAGAGUUUGGAUCAACUUCAAGCAGUGAGAAUACCAACCAGGCGACCAACAAUAGCUUAUAUUCAAAAUCUGUAAAGUAUGUUGAUUCUUUGAAUACCUCUUUGCCAAUAUCCAAUACAGUACAGGAUUCCACCUACACAACGUCUGCCAUCAGCUCUUCCAGUCUGACCUGCUCAUCCCAGAGCACUAGCCCAGUAACAACUUCCUCCUAUGACCACACUUCUGUGCAUAGCAGGAUAGCGUACCAAAGCUCCAUGGCUCCAUCUGAACCAAACCCUGUUGCAGUUACGAACGGGCACAGUGGUGUUAGGACACAGGCAACACUCAACACUAUUUCAUCAGUUGCAGCACCUAAGACAGAGCCUUCUCCCUCGCUACCUUCAGCUGGUUCUCUGCCCAGUGUGGUGUCUACCACGGCCUCGCUUCUGUCUUCAGCAUCGCAGCACGUGGCAGCAUUGCCCAGCUUGCCUCAGUCCAGUGAUCUGGCCAGCAGCUCACUCUCCCAGCUGAGCAGCUCCCUUUCCAAUCAUCAAACCAGCCUCUCUCCUGCCUCAGUGUUGUCUUCAGGCACAUCACAUGUGCACACUAGUAUUGAGAACACAACUUCGCUCCAGCCCUCAACAACCUUUUCAACUGCUUCAACCUCAGCCACUAGCACCACCUCCUCGGUUGUCAGCAUGGCAAGCAGUAUGAACACUACAAACAGCCUUGGCCUGAGUGUUACCAGUGUGUCUAUACCGGCUGCUACCACACGGGCAGCUCCCUUAGUGUCUUCAGGCAAAGCACCCCCAAACCUGCCCCAAGGUGUACCACCCUUGUUGCAUAACCAGUAUAUUGUGGGACCUGGAGGACUUCUGCCUGCCUACCCACAGAUUUAUGGUUAUGAUGAUCUCCAGAUGCUUCAAUCCAGACUGCCAAUGGAUUACUAUGGAAUUACAUUCCCGGCUCCUGCAACCUUGACAGGCAGAGAUGGGAGCCUUGCUAACAACCCGUACUCAGGUGAUGUAACAAAAUUUGGCCGUGGAGAUACUGCCUCUCCUGCUCCUGCAACCACACUGGCCCAGCCACAGCAGAACCAGACACAGACUCACCACACGACUCAGCAGCCCUUCCUCAACCCGACCCUGCCCCCAGGGUACAGCUACACUGGGCUCCCUUACUAUGCUGGGAUGCCUGGUGUUCCCAGUGCAUUCCAAUAUGGGCCAACCAUGUUUGUACCUCCAGCAUCUGCUAAACAGCAUGGAGUCAACCUGAACACGGCAUCGACUCCCUUUCAGCAGACGAGUGGCUACAGCCAGCAUGGCUACGGUGCAGGCUACGAUGACUUAACGCAGGGAACGGCAGCUGGAGAUUACAGCAAAGGAGGCUACAGUGGGUCAUCUCAAGCACAAAACAAAUCUGCUGGCACUGGACCUGGGAAAGGUGUUUCUGUGACCUCAAGUAACACGGGUGUGCCUGAUAUCAGUGGCUCAGUCUAUAACAAGACUCAGGUAUUCAGUGUGACUUGGCUUCCUCGUGGGACGUUUGACAAGCAGGGAUUCCAUGCUGGCACUCCGCCUCCCUUCAGCCUGCCUUCUGCUCUUGGAUCCACUGGGCCCCUGAACCCUGGUGCUGCCCCGGGUUAUGCUCCAGCCCCAUUUCUCCAUAUCCUCCCUGCUCAUCAGCAGCCUCAUUCCCAGAUGCUGCAUCACCACCUUCAGCAGGAUGGGCAGGGUGGAUCUGGCCAACGCAACCAACCCAGCACCAUGCAGCAAAAGUCUCAGGCUACCAAAACCGCCUAUGGCACUUCUCCAUACUGGACAAACUAAACCCAAAACCGGGGAGGGGGGAGAGAAUGAAAGGAGAGAAGGAAGGAAGAGAAAAGAAAAA